Molecule: messenger RNA, 7799 nt
Organism: Sardina pilchardus (European sardine)
Lineage: Eukaryota; Metazoa; Chordata; Actinopteri; Clupeiformes; Clupeidae
Gene: elk1
Product: ETS transcription factor ELK1
Exons: 9
Coding region: 751-2379 (542 amino acids)
Biological process (GO): regulation of transcription by RNA polymerase II; cell differentiation
Cellular component (GO): nucleus
Molecular function (GO): sequence-specific DNA binding; DNA-binding transcription factor activity, RNA polymerase II-specific
Source: RefSeq, a predicted model, not a curated record
ACGCGCACUAAAGUAGUCGGGCGUUUAUGGAAACAGGAAGCCGAGGGAAAGCAAAGCAAAGGAUUAAAGUCGGGUCUCUGUGUGACUUCAAAGGGCGUCUUGCUUCGUCGACCUAUGAUAUAAUGUAUUUAGUACAAUUUGAAACACUGAACAGCCACCAUGGAGGGAAACGAGAGGACUUUUGGCGCUUUGGACAUGAGUACAGUCAGACUUUCGUUUAGGUUCAACGGUGCACGUAUUCGUUUACAACGAGUUCGGUGCAUGAGAGCUUUCAACAGCUAGUUUUCUGUUCAUUUUAAGUUGCUGUGCUAGCUAGCAGCGGAAUAACUGUAAGUUAAGUUAGCGAGCUAGCUGACAGUUGGUUUAAAAAAGAAUAGGGUGGAAUCUCAUAUGCUACCAUUACCGUUAGCUGCACAGCUUUCUUAGCGUUACGUUACACGUGUUUGAACAGUUGCUGUGUCGCGGAAAAGAUAUUAAGUAACUAUAAAAAGUCGACGGACAUUAGCAACACAUAGGUGAAGGCCAGCGGUACUCCUUUAGCUGCUCGCUAGCUGCGUACAACCGAUAACAAGCUAACGUUAAUGUCAACUAACAUGGAGGAAGAGAUGCAUGUGUUGUCAGUGCAGUGUUACAUAAUUGCAAAACAGAAUUGUACUCGCUGGUCUCACCUUCUGCUCUUUGACGGCACGCAAACCGACUUUUGACAUCUUGGAUAAAAUACUUAUGGCUGUUAAUUGACACCCUGAAGAAAUGGACUCAAACACUCUGAUCAGUGCUAUGGAUCCAUCCAUCACCCUGUGGCAGUUCCUUCUGCACUUGCUGGAGAACCACAGCCACAAGCACCUCAUCUCCUGGACGCCCAACGGGGACGGCGAGUUCAAGCUGCUGGACGCUGAGGAGGUAGCAAGGCUGUGGGGCCUCCGCAAGAACAAGACCAACAUGAACUACGACAAGCUCAGCAGAGCCCUACGCUACUACUACGACAAGAACAUCAUCAAGAAGGUCAGUGGUCAGAAGUUCGUCUACAAGUUUGUGAACUCUCCAGACCCCGCUUCGGCCGAGGGGGUGCGAGGGCCAGAAGAUGCCGCCGGAAGGGGUAGAGAGAGUGCCCCCGAGGCAAUACUGCAGUCCAAACCUGCGGAUGCCCUGGCUGGAUCGCCGGGGGUCACCGGCAUCCCUAAGGGCCUCCAGCCCCAGAGGCCCUCGCCCAGCUUCGCCCAGCGCAGCUCUCGAAACGACUACAUGAAGUCAGGCCUCUACUCCACCUUCACCAUCCAGUCCCUGAAGACACAACCCAAGCCCAUCAAGACUGAGGGCACACUCCUGACGGCCGAGUGCCUGCCCAAGGCCGGACCUGCUGCUGUGCACACACCUGAUGUGGCUCUGUGUGAGGUGCGUCUGUGUGCCCCUGAGGCCCAGCAGAGCUCCUUGCCCCCCCACAGCAACGGAGUGGAGAGCGGCCUGCAGGUGAUCGUCACCCAGCCCUCACCCUGCGCCACGCCCGCCCUGAGCCCGCAAACGCCGUCCGGCUCCACCACGGGCAGCACGAAUGCUCACACACAGCAGACCCAAACCGUGGGCGACUCGCCGCACAUCUUCGUGACGAGUAUUUCGGACCAGGGCUCCCUCAUCUCCCUGACGCCUGUUGGCGCCCCUGUCGGAGCUGGGGAGUGUGUGGUCAGUCAGGCAUCCCAGGCACCCCAGGUGUAUGUGGUCAUCAAACCCCCAACAGUGAGUGCCACCUCUAAGGAGCCUAGCCCGUCCUCGGAUGAUGACAUCCUGGAGAUAGUCCUCGAUCCGAAGACAGUGGAGGCUGUAGAGGCAGUGUCCAUCCCCCGGGACGCCGAGGCCCCCACCCCUGUGGACGUCCCCUCUCCGUGCGUGGAGCCGGCAGGUCAGCCCGAGAGGCAGAAGGAGGGCGACGGAGAAACGGAGAUCAAGGUCGAGCUGGCAGAGGGCUCCCCAGCCCCCUCCCUGUCUGUUCCGGUGUCCACCUCCGCUCAGGAAGUGCACCCGCCCAAGGCCAAGAAGCCGCGGGGCCUGGAGCUACCUUCGUCCCCUUCCAUCUUACCGCCUGGCCUCUCCCUGGACAAAGUCAACGCGGCGGUCAACAGCCUCCUGGCCCCUGGAAGUGCCACCAACACACUAACGCCUACAGUUAUCACCUCCCACGCCCUGACUCCGGUGUUGCUGACUCCCAGCCCGCUCCCCUCCACCAUCCACUUCUGGAGCACGCUCAGUCCCAUCGCCCCUCGGAGCCCUGCCAAGCUCUCCUUCCAGUUCCCCACCAACGGCAGCAGUCAGAUCCACAUCCCGGCCUUGAGUGUGGACGGCCUCUCCACUCCCGUCGUGUUGUCGCCUGGACCUCAGAAGCCCUGAGCACCUGCCUGACUCCAGCACCUGCUCCUACGUUCUGUAGUUUCCCACAGCCUAGCCAACGAGAGGCUAAGGACAGAUGACUGACUGACACACACUCCACUCAGAGAUCCCAGUGUGGCCAGUGGGCGGGGAUAUCUGAAUCGUCAAGCCAAUGACGGCACAGAACUGCAUGUUCCAGUGUGGCCCCAAAUCACCUGAUUGGCUUGUCUACAUGCCUUGGCUGCCAGGUGGCCCAGAGAUGGCAUCUGUAACUUCUCUUGCGUCGUAGAAAGUUCUAACUCAGUCUUUUUAUUUUUCUAAGAAUGUGUUUGUGCGUUUCUUUUUUCAUUAUUUAUUUUUGUCUGAUUUCAGCAAAGUAGACAUUUUGGUGCAUCUCUCUCUCUCUUUUUCCCCUCUCUGUUUAGUCGUGAACAUUUUAGUAGUGAACACUGAGCACUUUUUCAGUGCAAUGGCGCCAUGAUUGAGCUCAUUUGUACUUUGGACUGAGCAAAAAAAAAAGAAGAUUUUUUUGACCAAGUGAUGACAGUCCAUCUCUCUUUCAGUCAAAUGUUUCAAUUUCAAAUUCACCAUCAGAUCCACAACACAAGUGACAUGAAUGUGGUUAUGUGUGCUGUUCGGCUGGAUGACUUGAAGGGAGAAACAUUUCUAAUGUUUGAUGCACUUGGUCUGCAAAAGGAGAGGAAGACGACAAGAGAACUUUUGUGACCCUCUGUAUAUUUUCCAUUGAUAGAAGAAUCUAUUUUCUAAAUCAGCUGGCACUUUUCCGGUGGAAUUUUCACAGCCAUCCUUUUGGAGUUUUCCUUUCUAGAGCUCUGCAUGAAACAUGGACACAUUCGAUGAUGCGUGGUCACAUUCAAGAGAUUCUCUUCUCUCAUUUUUUUUUGACAAAUGGAAUGAACUAACUUUGUCUAGUGAGACAGGAGAGUCCAUCAGAUUUGCAUUCCACCAUUUUAAAACGGCUCUUUUGUUCUACAUACUGAAGCCAUUCCAUGUUUCGGGAAGGAAAGAAAAAAUUGUCUGACUGCUUUCUUGUGCUUCUCUGAUGUUGCAAAGCAUCCCUUACAAAGGCAGCCUCCUCAGUGGAACAAGGUCUCUGCAGUGUCACAAGAAACCUUUUGUAAUUGUAUGAAUUGUAUGAAUGAAUGAACAAAAAAAACAUCACAGGCAACCAAAGAAAUAGCAUAAGCUGUUUGUAUACAAAUUGAAAGCAUCUUUCGUAGUGCUGCAGUGUUUGUCUGUUUUGUGGAAGGGCUGCAAGACCUAGAAUAACACCACAUGAAUCAUAAUCUGCAUUCAUUUCAAAAGUCUGGAGAAGAGUGACUGUAAUGAAUGUAAGUUCUUCUGGUGGUGUAACACUUAGUGUAAUUUAGCAGAAGAGGGGGAAUCCAUCGUUUGAGGACGCGACUGCUGUAAUUUUUGUCUUGGACAUUUUCCCAGCCCCGUAUGAAAAGCAGUUGGUUUUUAGUGUCAUGAUGAAGCACCACAUAUGAGAGAUUUCCUCAGAUUUGAAUCUGUGAACGAAGCCAAGCAUAUUUAUUCCAAAUGAAAAACGCUUGGCUUAUGAAACAAGUGUCAUCUCAACAUGUUAGAAAAAAGGAGGUAAAAUGAUCCAUGGCUGCAACCCCCCCCCCCCCCCCAACUCAGAGAUGCGUAACAAACUGAUUGUGGGUCCAGCAGCUUGUUCUCUGGUGCUGUUUGACUGAAAAGCCUCUUAUGCUCCUUAAUGCAGAGUCUGAUUGAAAUGCUUGUAAGCAAUCCGGUCUUUAACAACACAGUCCAACAUCCCACCAAGCAGCCUUCCCAAAAUGUGUCAGCGCUUUUGCGGAUUUGGUGUCUGUCAGUAGGAAGUGAACGAUUUUGCCGGGGUUUGGCCCAAAAACGAGUGUGUCUCAAGCUCUUUGUCAAGAAUGUAUGUUUUUUUGUUGUUGUUGUUCUUGUUGUUGUUUUUUAUCUGUAGUACAGGAAUCUCUGUCAGAUUGUAUUAAGCACUUUCGGAGAGUGCACACACAGUCUUGUACUUAACGUGUCAGGCAGCAAGAAUGCUGUGUCCUUUCAACAAUCAUAUCUGAGGAAUUGUAAUGGAACGAUCCAGUCCAAGCACAUUCAGACGCCCCCACCCAGCUCUCCAUUCACAGCAGAAUAUCCCAUUAGCUUGCUUGUACAGAUGUUAUCUAAACAUCUCGCCAGUUGAGUACACUUAAGAGGACGAGGUAUUAAGAUGCUGAGAUGUGCCGAUGAAAUUGUUGUUUUAUAUUUCUCUGCAUGUAAAAUAUGGCGCUAUGCUCCAUGUCUCUUUGACUGUUCGCAUUUCUUAAUGCACCUGUUGCAGCUCGGCCUUGAAACACUUGUGCACAGUCAUCCAAAGAGAGAGAGAAAUAGAGAGAGAGAGAAAGAGCCCUUGAAAGAAUUAACUGUUAAAAGUGGAAGCUAACUUUAUGCCAUGUAGUGAUUUCCUCUGUGGCCAGCUGAUUGGUCAACUGGUCAUCCAAGCCAAUGUGUGAAGGUCUCUAAUGUUUAUCCAUUCCUUGGUCCCUGUGCUGACUGUUUGCUGAGGCUUUUUUUUUUUUUUUUAAAGCAUUAUUCACACCAAACUUUCACCCGAGUUGAAGCCAAACAGAUUUAACUGAAUGAAUGUACAGUAUCUUAAUCGUUUCUCUCUGUUGUAACAUUCCCAGGGCACCACCACUGACCCGUUCACUACGAAGUUGAGUUGAUCUUGCAGUUAAAGUUGUGAUAUGUGUCUGAAAAUUGAAUGGCAUAGAGAAAGCAGAAGUACAGUAGCACUUCAUUCUCAUGUUCCCAGUCUACGCAGCUCUCUGACGUUCAGGUUGUAUUGUAAAUCCAGAUGUUGUAAGUUUGAGACGACAUGUUUCAACAUAUUGUUGUUAUACAAGUUACUUUUAAUUUAUGGGUCACAUGGGGUAUUUUGAGUACACGUACAACAAAUGAAAUGUAAAGCCUGCUUUUGUAGUGCUCAGCAGUGGAAAGAUUAUUUUUUACAGAAAAUAUAAGCAGCUCUCACCUCUCAGACAGUUAUUGCAAUUGUUAUGUUUGUCUUUUUUUAUGUUUUAAUCCUUUAACCCCAUGAUUAAUGAAAUAUGUUUAGAUAUCAUUUCUCCUUACCCUUGUUCUACCGUUAAAGUACAUUUGCUUGUAGUCAGCAUGUCUUUUUUCAGAGGGAGGUGAGUUUGAAAGUAGAAAUCUCAGUGUGGACUGACUGUCUGUCACCGGUUGUUGACAUUGUUGUCAUGAAGUGGUUUGUUUUUGCCAUGAAAAUCAGCAGAUCGUUACGAAAAUGAAGCCAUUUUACACAGCGUGGUGAGCUUGUUGAGUCAGCCCGGUGGAUUUUCACAAGUAGGGCACAUCGCUCAUCCUUUACUUAUUAACCAGGCAAACAAUAACACCGCCUGCAAUAUGAAGUGGCUCACUGUGAUUUCUGUUAUUCUUAGUUAUGGGUCAUUUUAGAAAGCACACGUACAAAAACACACCUGCCCAUGCACUGUGGCGCUUGUAUUUGGCACUUUUGGAACACGCUUUUGUUUGUUUUCAAAGUUGAAAAAAAAAGAAAAAAUAUUCUCUUUCACGAUGUGUACUUACAUGCGGAGAUGAGCGCAUUUCAUGCUAAGAGGAUAUAUUGACUGUUUCUGUGUUUCAGACUUGCUUAUUCUAAUUCUGCGUGUCCUAAGCCUUGUAAUGGGGGGUUAAAUGCAUUUUAAAUACCGCUUGGCCUGACUGUAAGCUCUCUCUCUCCCCCUCUCUCUUUCUCUCUCUCUCUCUCUCUUGCUCUCUCUCUGCAGUUCCUUAGCAUGAUGUUGUGUUUGCCUUCUCUGACCUACAACCAGCGUUUGAGUUGACCACAUGGCCCUGAAUUGGGGGCAAGAUGGGGGCUGGGCUGGGGUUGUCCAAUGAGGUGGCACAACCAGAUAUGUAUGUGAGCUUUCAUGUGUGUACAAAAACAGUGGGCGUAAACAAACAUGUUUCUGGGUUAAUAUGCAGUAUAGAUUAACACAGUUCUUGUGGCAGCAUGGCAAUGUGAAUGUUCAGGUCUAUGUUGCUUUGUAUUUUCAGAUGAAAGAGUAUUUUGAUAGACAGAGUAGUUUUCUAAAUCGUUUGAAGAUGACGACGAGCAUGGUUGAGCUCAACCUUUCAGACGAAAAAGGUUAUGCUUUAUCUUGGCGCGUGGCCUCAACCAGCUUUCCCUCUCUGCAAAGUCAACUGAGUGAGAAUCUCUCCAUAGACUGUUAUAGUGACCAUUUAGAAGAAACAAAAUACGGAGAAUAAGCCAAAGCCUUAAUAUUGAGCAUCAGAUGAAUAUUUUGGCAUGUAACACUUAUAUGAAAAUUGUUCACAGUAAUGUGAAAUAUUAUGGCCCAUUGCUUUCCCAGCUUUAUAUGCUAAAGAAUAUCUGUUACUGCUCAAUAGUGGUGUGCUGUUUUUGAUAGAUUCAUCCCUUAUUGUUAGGAGUGACCAGGAUGUGUUUGGUUCCCUAUCCGUGUAUGUUAUGCAAACUAAGGGCCAGGAUAUGAAAAAGCCAUUGAAAAUGAUUUCAGCUCUACAAACAGCAAUCAUCCGACACGGCUCAUGCUAUGUACUCACACCACCCUUAUGCAAGUUGUAUCUCAAUACCAGCAAAACGUUUGGUUUCCUUCUGUCCUUUGUUUCUUGGGCAUGGAGAGGGGGCAUUUACCCUUUUUGAUGGUCUUUUUGAAGAACCUUUUUUUUUUUUUUGCACCCCUUAUUAGCUGAUGUCUGCAUUAGUGCUUGUCUCAGUCGUCAUGCCCUUUAGGUUGUCAUAGAAAUAUAUCAACAACUUACUCUCAGCACCCAUCAAAUCAUUUGGGCUCAAAACUGUUGAAGGUUUUAUGCUUCGUUUUAAUAUACUUACAAAGUUACUGAAAAUGAUGUAUCUACGAUGACAGGUUGCUGUAAGUUGUGAUUCCGUUCCUUUUCCUCUUUGACUUGCUUUACUAUUUAAUACGUCACGUGGGAGUAUUCUCGUACGACCUGGUAAAUCGCAACGUGUUGGAAAAAAAAAAAAACUUGCUAUAUAUGUAUGUGCAAAUGUAUGUGGGAUAUCUCUUGACAUGUGGAAUGCAGAUUCCUUUGAGAGUCUGCAUUUCAACCCCAAGACUCUGUUGCGAGUCGUUACGAUCUGUUAGGCUUCUCCUUUCUUAACCCAGAUGAGUGGUGCUCUCUGGGGUUUUAUUUAGAGAGAAGGAGAAGUCCCUUUUCGUCUGAUUUGUUUUGUUUGUUUAUGAACUGUCCAAAUACAUUAUAUUUACUGGAAAAAAGAGAGACAAAACUAUUUUUAAUCUGCACAUUCUACUUUGUUUGUGUAUAUGUUAUAGAUAUUAAUCUUGUUUUUUAAAGAAAUCUCUGGAACUAAUGUUCAAGAAAAAAAGAAUAAAACCUUAUUUUGU